This is a messenger RNA of Tilletiaria anomala UBC 951, 2580 nucleotides long. RefSeq names its product putative aminopeptidase P, cytoplasmic. NCBI's taxonomy places the organism in Eukaryota, Fungi, Basidiomycota, Exobasidiomycetes, Georgefischeriales, Tilletiariaceae. Gene Ontology annotation, molecular function: metalloaminopeptidase activity. The coding region runs from base 316 to 2184 and encodes 622 amino acids. The record is from RefSeq and is a predicted model, not a curated record. The transcript is spliced from 7 exons.
GGCCCUCUGGAGCUCUCAACUCUGUUGUACAGUGUAAUGCCUCCAUGUUCGAGUUCAGUACCGAGUGACAUGGUAGAUGGUGACAGCUUUCAACGAGUACAUCCUCCCCACGUCUGCUUCCCUUCUCGUCCAUAUCCAUACGGUACCGAAGCUUGAUCUUCCUUUUCCUCACGCUGACUCAUGUCCGUUCGGAAGACCUGCACCCGGGCCCUUGCGCGAACAGCUUUCUCUUCUCAUCAUCUGACUGCGACGGCCUGCUUAUUACGGCAAGCUGCCCUCCGGAACCUCUACUCCACACGGACUGCUCGAUCCAACAUGGGGGCCAUCGCUACCGGCGUCGUCGAGACCAAGCAACGAGUCGAGAGACUGCGUGUGCUCAUGAACAAGCAUGGCCUGAACGCCUACGUUGUCCCUUCGGAAGAUGCGCAUUUCAGUGAAUACCCCGCCCAACGUGAUCUUCGAAGAGGCUACAUCUCGGGGUUCUCCGGGUCUGCAGGUUGCGCCGUUGUGACCGAAAAGGACGGCCUCCUUUUCACCGAUGGUCGCUACUUUUUGCAGGCUGGACAACAGUUGCAGGCCGGAGUGUGGACCUUGAUGAAACAGGGCGAAGAUAACGUCCCAACCUGGCAAGAGUUCCUGCACAAGAAGCUGCCCAAUGGCUCGCGCAUUGGGGUCGACCCUUCUCUUAUCACUGCCGAAGAUGCUCAAGCGCUGGAAAAGGAGCUGGUAAAGAAGUCCUCCAAACUCGAAGCCAUCACGCAGAAUCUCGUCGACGAGGUCUGGGAUGCCGAUGGAAAUCGGCCGCCCAAGCCUUCGGAACCCAUCUUUGCACUCGAUGACAAGACAGCAGGAAAGAGCUACGCAAACAAGGCGAAAGAUCUGCGGGAAGAGCUAAAGAAAAGGGGCAACGUACAAGGGUUCGUUGCAAAUAUGCUGGACGAAGUUGCCUGGCUAUUCAACCUGCGCGGUUCAGACGUGCCGUACAAUCCGGUCUUCUUCGCCUUUGCGCUCGUCUUGCUUGACCGCACCUACCUCUAUGUCAACGAAAAGCAGCUUGACGGUAGCGCCCAGGCUGCACUCAAAGGCUGCCAUGACGUCGAGCUGCGGCCGUACGACACUUUCUACGAAGACUUGCACAAGCAUGGCAGCGCACUUCCAGCCGACGGCAAGAUCCUGAUCGGCAAGCGUGCAUCGCUCGCCAUUAUGAAAGCGCUCGGCGGAGAGGAGAAGGCGAAGAUCGACCGGUCGAUCGUCGUCGACCAGAAGAGUAUCAAGAACGCACGCGAACUGGAAGGCUUCCGCGAAGCACACAUCCGCGAUGGCGCGGCACUCGCGCAAUACUUUGCCUGGCUUGAGGAGGCGCUGAGCAAAGGCGAAAAGGUGACCGAAUCGAGUGGCGCGACGAAGCUGGAAGAGUACAGGAGCAGGCUAGAAGGCUUCAAAGGUCUGAGUUUCAGCACCAUCUCCUCCACCGGUGCCAAUGCCGCCAUCAUCCACUACUCGCCCGACCCAGCGUCGUGCCCGGCCAUUGACCCGGCGCAGAUCUACCUCUGCGACUCCGGCGCACACUUCGACACGCCCGGAACGACCGACGUCACGCGCACGUGGCACUUUGGCCAACCAACACAGGAGGAGAAGAGAGCCUUCACGCGUGUGCUGCAAGGUCACAUUGCCAUCGACAGGGUCAUCUUCCCCAAAGGCUCGACUGGGUAUAUUCUGGAUUCACUCGCUAGGAAGGCGCUCUGGGAGGACGGUCUAGACUAUAGGCAUGGGACCGGUCACGGAGUUGGCUCUUGGCUCAACGUCCAUGAAGGCCCACAAGGGAUCGGUACGCGCAUCGUGUUCAACGACACGACUCUCAAGGAAGGCAUGGUGAUCAGCAAUGAGCCUGGCUACUACAAGGACGGCAGCUGGGGUGUCCGCAUCGAGAACCUUGUGGCCGUGCGCAAAGCCACGACACCCAACAACUUUGGUGGCAAAGACUUUUUGUGCUUCGAGCAUCUGACCUUGUGCCCGAUUCAAGUCUCGCUGAUCGACGCUGCGCUGCUGCUGCCGUACGAGAAGCAUUGGAUGCAGGAGUACCAUGCAGAGGUGCUGCAGAAGGUUGGGCCGGUCCUGGAGAAGAUGGGUGACGAGAGGGCUCUGAGGUGGCUGCAGAAGGAAUGUAACGCCAGCAUCGCUUGAAACUCCGCGGAUAUGCCUUGGAGCCCAACUGAACCUGGCUAGUUGUUCCGGCCCGCUCCUUUGCGAUUGGCUCCUCGCGCGCUGAUGCCCGUGCGUCUGAGGAUUUCAGUGGACUGACCGCUCGAGCUCCUUGCGUCGAUCUGCCGGAGGUAUUUUCAGUCCAUCACCAUCCACCUACAUGGUAUUGCAUGCGAGUGUGGGUGCCAAGUAGAUCUGGAAACGCGCAACUGCGUUCCGACGGGCUUGGACUGGUAUUUGUAAACUGCGACAAGGACGCUGUCGGAAACUGGUUAAAGCUGCAUUUUGUCGGUUGUCGUUCAAGCCGGAGGUGUGUGGAGUAUGGGCGCGCCUUGAGCAUCAAAGUCGACCAGGUGCGUGACCUCUACCGCUGGUGUG